Molecule: messenger RNA, 1218 nt
Organism: Sitophilus oryzae (rice weevil)
Lineage: Eukaryota; Metazoa; Arthropoda; Insecta; Coleoptera; Curculionidae
Gene: wal
Product: electron transfer flavoprotein subunit alpha, mitochondrial
Exons: 5
Coding region: 141-1142 (333 amino acids)
Cellular component (GO): mitochondrion
Molecular function (GO): flavin adenine dinucleotide binding; electron transfer activity
Source: RefSeq, a predicted model, not a curated record
UUGUCUAAGGUUAGUAUCAGUAUAUUCUGUGAUUUUGAUAUUGGAGACUUUGUACUUUGACCUUUUGUUUUUUGCUAAAUUUUGUUCAAAGUCUUAAAAGAGCCCCAAUUCCACUAACAAUUAUUUGCUAUAAAGAAACCAUGCUUUCCAGGCGUAUAGGAAAACAGUUUUGUGGGCAUUUCAAAGGAUCAUUUGGGAGGUUUCAAAGUACCCUUGUUGUCGCAGAACACAACAACGAAACUCUGACUCCAAUCACGCAAAACACCAUAACAGCAGCUAAAAAUUUAGGAGGAAAUAUCUCAGUUCUUGUAGCAGGAACUAAAUGUGGACCAGCCGCAGAAGCAUUGUCUAAAACGGACGGAAUUACGAAAGUUUUAGUUGCCGAGAGUGAUAUUUUUAAAGGUUUAACUGUUGAAAAUCUAACGGCGUUAAUUGUAGCGACACAGAAUAAAAACAAAUACACCCAUAUCCUUGCCGGCGCUUCUACUCUGGGCAAAACGGUCAUUCCCAGGGUAGCAGCUAAAUUAGAUGUAUCACCCAUAUCAGAUGUGAUUGGGAUUAAAUCCACAGACACCUUUAUUCGCAGUAUAUAUGCUGGUAAUGCCAUACAAACCAUUCAAGCAAACGACCCCAUAAAAAUCCUAAGUAUUAGAGGAACUAGCUUUGAGCCUGCAACGUUAGGUUCAGGUUCAGCAACCAUAGAAAAAGUACCAGUCGAGGGCUGUGAUACUCAAUUAUCAGAGUUUGUUAGUCAGGAAUUAAGCAAAUCAGAUAGACCAGAACUGACUAGUGCAAAAGUUGUUGUGAGCGGAGGUCGAGGUAUGAAGUCUAGUGAUAAUUUCAAGAUCUUAUUUGAUCUUGCCGAUAAGUUAAAUGCAGCCGUGGGGGCGUCUAGGGCUGCUGUUGAUGCAGGAUAUGCACCAAGUCAUUUCUUAGUGGGUCAAACAGGCUCAAUCAUUGCGCCAGAUUUAUACAUUGCUGUUGGAAUAUCAGGAGCAAUUCAGCAUUUGGCUGGUAUGAAAGACAGCAAAACAAUCGUGGCCAUUAAUAAAGACCCAGAAGCUCCAAUAUUCCAAGUAGCUGAUUAUGGCUUGGUUGAAGAUCUAUUUAAAGCUGUUCCAGAAAUGACAGGCAAAUUGUAAUCAUUAUAUUUUAUUUACAACUGUACAAAUAUUUUUACAACUUUUUAUAAUAAUAUAGCAGACUAUUUUUGUUAUA